GCACACAGAAGGUUUCGAGGCCGAGGAGGGAGAUGUUUAACAAAGUUUAUCCGCUGUUUCUGGUAUUUGUGCUCUCGGGCGCAACACACAGAGAAAUCCCAGACUUCAAGUUUCAGCCAUGUCCGUGGCACUCUGACCUAGAUCCUGCCUUGGAGUCCUGCAACUUAAACAAUGGCACAGUACUGUUGCCUCACAACCGGACACAGCUGCUGGAACCAGGCACUAAGUGUGACGUAGUGUGCCAAACGCCUGAUGACCGAGGAACUGCGACAUGUGUAGAUGGAGAAUGGGAGUUGGCAUGUCAGAGAGGGGUAACAAGCAAGUUUUUGCAGAAAGAAGUGGCACCAAAGGAAAAACGCUUUCUUGGUUUCCUACUUGCUGCUGUGCUAGGAAAUAUUGCAGGCAUGGUAUUUUGCCGAAGUCGACCAAGAGAUAACCAAAAGCCUGUUUUUAAUUCGAUAUUGCCCGAUCUUCACAAAACGGCUGACCCAAUACAGACCAACAAACGCGGUGUCACCUGGAAGGAGCCCACGGCCACGGAUGACAGAGAUGGAACUGUGGGUGUACAUCGAUACGGCCCUGGCCCUGGCUACACGUUCGGAGAAGGCGGAACAAGAGUAGUCUAUUCCGCUAAGGACAGAUCAGGAAAUGAAAACCGAAUGUCAUUCUAUGUCUACGUACGGGUGGUUCGAUGCAGCCCUGGUCCAAGCAAGGUGUUCCCCAACGGGUACUACGUGUGUCAUCCAAGCUCGGACUUCGUUCAGGGUACACGGUGCACCUACAGCUGUUACAGCGGGUAUGAGAUACACGGACACAGUGUCCGGACAUGCGAACCACAAGGGGACAAUGGCAGAUGGUCGGAACCUGAACCAACUUGUGAAAGAGUAACAUGUCCAUCUUUAGAACCUGUGGCAAAUGUUGACGUCAAGUGUUCUGAUAAGGCGUACUUCAAAAGCACGUGUACUUAUGAGUGUCGCCCCGGAUAUGACGUUAAGCCAGGCAUGACCCGUCUUAGAGUGUGCACUGCUCAGAAAACUUGGCGUGGGACAAAUCCAGUGUGCAUUGACACAGAACCGCCCAGAUUCACAACCUGUCCAAGCUACCAGCUGUUCUUCACGGAGCAAGGGUCAAAAAACGGCUUCGUUGACUGGGCGGAACCAACGGCAAGUGAUAACAGUAACAAGGUCACAGUGACACCUGUUAGCAAACUGUCCAACAAUGGGUUCGAGGCUGCGGGGGUAUACUCAGUUGUGUACACAGCCACAGACGCCCAGGGUAACAAGGGGCAACAGUGUAGCUUCAAGGUCGUCAUAAGAGAACUGAAGUGUCCGGCCCAAUACGCCCAUCCCUACAUGCGAGUGGACUGUCCCCAUGGCCACAGAUACGGGGCGCGGUGUAACUUCACCUGUCAGUCAGGGUACAGCCUGCUCGGGGGACCAGAUCACACGAGGUGUGAGAAACCAGGGAAAGACGCCAAGUAUGUGGCAUGGACGAACAGGCAACCAGUCUGCCACUUAUCCAGAACCUGCCCCCAACUGGCCCCACCCGGUAACGGUGCCCUGGCCUGUGAUCUGUGGGAGGGAGGCAAGUACUGUCAGAUGCAGUGUAUGACGGGUACAGAUAUCCCACCAACAUUCCUGUACAAGAAACUCUUCGUGUGUGGAACGUCGGGUUCAUGGGAUUUCUCAGGAAGCAUACCAGACUGCGCAAAGGUAAGACAUCCCGGAUCAGCGACACUGCGCAUGGGCAUUCAUUGGUACUUUGAUGGAGAAUGUCCAAAUCCAGCUACCAUGGAUGUAAUCAAACUGAAUUUUGUAACUGCUUUCAAAGCCAGCCUUUUCAAGGAGGCCUGUGACAAGUCCAACUGUCGGGCUGACGACGUCCAGGUUACGUGUGGAGCUAUUAACGUAAAGCGCAGCGUCAACGAGACUCAUCGAAAGGAAUAUCACAUUCAUGCCAACAUUGUAUCACCACUGGAUCCGUCACGUUUGAAUGAAGCACAGUUUGAAGAUGCCAACUCAAACAUGCAGAUCCUGCUGCAGGCGAUAAGAACUGACGUAAACAGUAACUCCUCGGCAUUAAUUCCCGCCUCGAUCAAACCUGUUAACACAGUAGGAGUGACCAGUGACCAUUUGAGUCUUGAUUGUCCUCUUGGUACAUUCCCCUCAUACAGAACAUAUGGAUGUGUGGGCUGUGUCCGAGGCAGUUACUUCAACGCCGAUACAGCCGAAUGUACACAAUGUCCAGUUGGUCAGUAUGCAGACAGUGCUGGACAGACAAGAUGCAGUCCUUGUCCCACCCACACGACCACAGUGGCAACAGGAGCAACGUCUACAACGCACUGUGAAGCUAUGUGUAAGCCGGGCAUGUUCUCUGCGAGCGGAGUGGAGCCCUGCAGUCUGUGUGACAUCGGCCAGUAUCAGGAGAGAUGGGGAAGCAGGUCAUGUCUGGAGUGUCCCGGUGGAAGGACUACCUUGAACCAAGAAGCAGAGUCAGUUGACAAAUGCCAGGAAUUUGAUGUUGAGUUUAUAGAGAGCGAAAACUCUACUGCGGAAGUUGAGAUAUCUGUUAGAGAGAAGAUGGAUGUAGACAAUAUCACUUUAACCCUAUGGCUGAAGGCAGCCAAAGGUGAAGGUCAUGUCCUUACGGUCACAUCGGAGGGGAAAGACUUGAUGUCAAUUCGGUUGGAAGACUAUCAGCUUAAGACUUCUUCACAAGGAAGUGGCAUCAUCGAGUCAGCGGUCCUCCUAAACGAUACAAGAUGGCACCAGCACACCGUCGUGGUCACACUUGGCGCAGUUGAAGCCCACACAGACGGUGUUCGUGGAAGGACGUCAGGGUAUAUACAUACAGAGCUCAUGACCAUCAACGAGUCACUGGUUUUCACCGCUGGUGGGGAAGGGUUCGUCGGGAGCAUCUCACAGAUGAACCUUUGGUCCGGAAGCAAUGUCGACAACCCUCAUAAGUGUUUCAGCCGUGACGGUGGAGACAUUCUUUCAUGGCGAAUAUUUGGUCAAGCUGAUUUAAAGGACAGCUUCCUGCAGAUACCCAGCGAGUGUGAUGACAGUGACGAAUGCACCUCUGGUCCAUGUGUCCAUGGCGAUUGCACGGAUCAGCUAGGCGGCUACAGGUGCACGUGUAGUGAGGGCUACACCGGGGUGAACUGCGACGUCAACAUGGACGACUGUGGCGGUAACGUGUGUGCAAACAACGCUACGUGCGUGGACGGCGUCGCGAGCUACACCUGUCUUUGUACGCCGGAAUACACGGGACAAUACUGUGACGAUGUUCUAGUACACGGCGGAUGGGGAAGCUGGGGAAACUGGAGCAGAUGCAGCGAGGAAUGUGAUGGAGGGAAACAAAAUCGUUCUCGACGCUGUGACAACCCGGUACCACAACAUGGAGGCAGCGAAUGUGAGGGGGACAGUUUUAACGCAAGGGACUGUAACACACAGACGUGUCCAGCAUGUUCUGAAGUUACCCCACCCAUGAAUGGCACUUUCGACUGCGACAUGAACGGGAAGAUGAUGUUCUGCAACGUGAGCUGCGAAGAAGGCUACGACUUCGACAUCCCCCCUCUGGACGUGUACGAGUGUGGUGAUGAGACGGGAUACGUGUGGAACUUCAUCACUGAAGACAACCCCUAUCACAGACUGCCAAAGUGCAUGGAAAUCCAUCCAGCAGAAGCCUUGACGGUUAAUUAUAAAGCCGAGUAUAUGGAUCUGAUAUGUGACCACACCAAUAUGGAUGAUGCAAAGAGAAAGGUUGAAGGGGCGGUUCGUGCUGAGACAACCUCAGUCCCUUGUAUUAUAGACAAACGGUGUCAGGUGAAAAACAUUACCAUCGACAGUUGUGACGCGUCACGGCGGGAAAAACGUUCGGCAGAUCCAACUGGGUUCACGGUGACGUUUGGAAACAGUCCUGUUUCUGUUGGCCUCAUAGUCAGCUUGAAAGAUGUGGAAAGUGCAGUGAUACACAUGAACACAUCAGGUCAAAGCGGAGUCUUCACUGUCAAGAUCGGAGGCAGGAACUUCUACUUGAACCAACAUUCUACCACCAUCACAGGGGACGUCACGUGUCCCGAUACUCUGACAAGGGUCGAUGCCUAUUGUGUGCCGUGUGGACCCGGCACAUACCUGCUGAACGGCCUCUGUGAGACAUGUGACAAGGGAAGAUACCAGGAUGAAACUGGGCAGACAUUUUGUAAGGCCUGUACUUCCGGGAAGACAACUCUUGGGCGAGGUGCUGUUGACGUGAACGAAUGCAACGUUGAUGUAAAAGGCUCAGAUUGGAACCUUCCUGUAGCUGCCAUUGCCGGUUCCGUGUCUGCAUGCUGUGUUCUCACUGCCAUCGUCAUUGUCGUACUAUAUAAGAAAUGGCGGAAGCGUUACCGAAAGGUGAAGGUGCUGCAGAUGGAGAUGGAGACAAUACAACGACAACAACCGUAUAUUCUGCCCAGAAACACACACUUCCGACCCAAAACCGCACUGUCCCUUCACGAUGGAGAGAUGUAAAGAGGGGCCUAUGUUUGAUUGAUUGUCUGUUUGUUUGUUGUUUGACGCCGCACCCAUCAAUAUCCCAGCUAUAUGACGGCGGUCUGUAAAUAAUCGAGUCUGGACCAGACAAUCCAGUG
Haliotis rufescens (red abalone) is the source of this 4633-nucleotide messenger RNA. RefSeq lists its product as uncharacterized. Bases 33 to 4514 code for a protein of 1493 amino acids. Gene Ontology annotation, molecular function: calcium ion binding. The record is from RefSeq and is a predicted model, not a curated record. The transcript has 26 exons. NCBI's taxonomy places the organism in Eukaryota, Metazoa, Mollusca, Gastropoda, Lepetellida, Haliotidae.